Molecule: messenger RNA, 2043 nt
Organism: Rhodotorula toruloides NP11
Lineage: Eukaryota; Fungi; Basidiomycota; Microbotryomycetes; Sporidiobolales; Sporidiobolaceae
Product: mitochondrial carrier protein
Exons: 14
Coding region: 1-2043 (680 amino acids)
Biological process (GO): aspartate transmembrane transport; L-glutamate transmembrane transport; malate-aspartate shuttle
Molecular function (GO): L-aspartate transmembrane transporter activity; L-glutamate transmembrane transporter activity; calcium ion binding
Source: RefSeq, a predicted model, not a curated record
AUGCUCAACCUCUUUGCCGCGCCGCUUCGUUGCGACGCACCGCCUCCGUCCGGUCUCUCCGUCAAGGCGCCAGAGACGACCGCCUCGUCGACAGAGCUCGACAAGUUCCGCAAGACAUUUUACAACUUUGCGACGAGGGACCAGAUCGAUGGCGAAGUCUACCUCUCCGAACCCGACUUUGUCUCUGCCGUCGCGCCCGAAGGCGACUUCAACAAGAUCCGCCGCGAGCAGUACGGCAUCCUGUUCAAGGUCGCCGACCGACGAAAAGUCGGCCGCGUCAACUUUGACGACUUUGUCGCGUUCGAGGAGCUGCUGAAGAAGCCGGCGGCCGAGUUUGACGUCGCCUUCCGCGUGUUCGACUCAAACGGAGACGGAGUUGUCAAGUUCGACGAGUUCAAGCAGGUCUUCCAGUCGAUGCGCCACCCCGAAUCCAUCCCUUUCGACUUUGACGCUCCUUGGGUCACGCUCUACCUCGGCAAGGCGAACGGCGGACAUGUCCUCGGCUUCAACGAGUUCACCCAGCUCAUGAAGGGCCUCCAAGGCGAGCGGCUGCGCCAGGCCUUCCGCCAUUUCGACCAGAACCAAGACGGCUACAUCGAGAAGCGCGACUUCUCGCGCAUCAUCUACGAACUCGCGCGGCACAAGUUGUCCGACUCGGUGCUCGCCAACCUCGAGAACCUGGGCGACGUCGUACCCGAUGGCAAGAUCAGCUACUCUGAGUGCAUCGCCUUCCACAAUGUCAUUCGCGAGAUGGACCUCGUCGAGAAGGUCGUGCGGGAAGCCUGCGCCCGCUCUCCGGAUGGCAAGAUCACCUCGCAAGAUUUCACGAACCACGCCUCUCGCACGAUGCGGUACGGGACCUUCUCGCCCAUGGAGGUGGCCAUCAUCUUCCACUAUGCGCGGCAAGGGAUAUCGGCUGGCGAGAAGCCUCGGCUUGGGCUGCGCGACUUUGGGAGCUUGUUGGAUGCCAAGUGGGGGCCGCCGCGGCCUGCAGGCGAGAGCAAGGGGAAGAAGGCGACGGGGACGGCGCUGCACGAGAUCGGAAAGUCGGCGUACUACUUCGGUCUCGGUGGUAUUGCUGGUGGAUUGGGGGCGACAGCGGUAUACCCUAUCGACUUGACCAAGACUCGUAUGCAGAACCAGCGGUCAAAGGUCGUCGGUGAGCUGCUGUACAAGAACUCGCUCGACUGCGUGCGGAAGGUGUACAAGAACGAGGGGUUCAUCGGGUUCUACCGAGGCUUGCCGCCUCAGCUCAUCGGUGUCGCGCCGGAAAAGGCCAUCAAAUUGACGGUCAACGACCUCGUUCGCGAGUACGCGACGGACAAGGACACGGGGAGGAUCAAGCUGAGAUGGGAGCUGUUCGCCGGUGGUCUCGCUGGUGGUUGCCAAGUCGUCUUCACGAACCCGCUCGAGAUCGUCAAGAUCCGCCUGCAGAUGCAGGGCGAGAACGCCAAGAUCACUGGCGCGCCGCGACAAACUGCUGCGCAGAUUGUCAAGUCACUCGGUCUCCUCGGUCUGUACAAGGGAGCGAUUGCGUGUCUGUGUCGCGACGUCCCAUUCUCCGCCAUCUACUUCCCUGCCUACGCCCACUUGAAGAAGGACGUCUUCCACGAAGGCCGCGACGGCAAGGUCCUCCCGUACGGUGAGGCACUCGCUGCCGCAGCCGCCGCCGGCAUGCCCGCCGCCUACCUCACUACGCCUGCCGACGUCAUCAAGACGCGUCUGCAGACCGAAGCGCGGAAGGGCGAGAGCACGUACAAGGGCGUUGUUGAUGCGUUCCGGAAGAUCCUGAACGAGGAGGGUGCGCGCGCGCUGUUCAAGGGCGGUCCGGCCCGUGUCCUCCGCAGUUCGCCCCAGUUCGGUGUCACCCUUGUCGCCUACGAGAACCUCAAGAAGCACUUCCCAUACCCCGAGCCCCAUCAGUCGCUCAGCGAGCUCGUCAUGCCGCGGGAAGAGGACUUGGCACGCGUCCGGGCACGCAACGCCCUCAAGGUCCUGCUCGACGUCGACACCAAUAUUGGCAUCGCCAAGUCGCAAAAGUAA